Molecule: messenger RNA, 870 nt
Organism: Salpingoeca rosetta
Lineage: Eukaryota; Choanoflagellata; Craspedida; Salpingoecidae
Exons: 3
Coding region: 110-832 (240 amino acids)
Biological process (GO): actin crosslink formation; parallel actin filament bundle assembly
Cellular component (GO): cortical cytoskeleton
Molecular function (GO): calcium ion binding; actin filament binding
Source: RefSeq, a predicted model, not a curated record
GGCUGCCACUCCUUUGUGCUGUCGUCGGAAACACAAACAAAACGCCUGCUGCUUGUUUUCUUGUUUUCCCCCACCGCCACCGACCACUGCCACAACCACUGUCAAAAAGAUGAGCGCUGGUGAGGACAAGGUAAAGGCGAAGCUGCGCGAGCUUGGCACGCGCUCGCAGGAUGAGCAGGCCAACUUCUUUGUGCGCGCCUUUGGCAACAGCAUCUCCCCAACAGAGGUCGCCGCGGUUGCAAAGCAGUUUGACGCCAUCACCGGCAAGCAAAAGGCCAAGGAAAUAGAAGAACCACAGGCGCUCAAGCUGCUGACGGAGGAAGGGCGCACGCUGACGCUGGUGGAGUUUCGAAAGGCGUUUAGGUCCAUUGACGUGGACUGCAACGGCCGGCUCUCCCUCACAGAGUUUCUCCUCUUCAAAUACAACAAGCGCGCACCGGAGCUCUUCCAGGACCGCGGCGAGAACGACCUUGUGGCCCAGCUGGACAAGGCGGAGCAGCUGGAAGAACACAUGGCCGCGCUCAAGCUGCAGCGCGAGAACAAGAUCAAGGAGCUGCAGGAACGCAUCGCCAUCGGCGGCGUGAAGGGCAUGCGCGCCAAGCACGAGCUCGAGGCCCUCCUCGCCUCCGACGACUCGCAGCUCAAGGAGCAGGAAAUGCACGCGCGCUCCAUCAAGCAGCGUGCGGAGAAGGCCGUCACAGACCACGACCCCUUUGAGGCGCAGAAGCAGGCGCUCAAGAACGAGGAGGAGCAGCGCAAGCGGGAGGAGAUGGCCCGCCGCAAGCAGUCCGCAGAGAGGCUCAGGGCAAAGGGCGCGGCGUUUGGGCUGUGAGAGCAGUGGAGGGGCUGGAUGGAGAAGGUGAUGUGUGG